CCUGGCGCGGCCUAGUCCCGCGGAGAGCGCCGCGCCGCCGCCCGGGGAUGCUCCUGCUGGCCCUGGGCGACCCCGGGAUGGAACCGGCCCGGCCCGCGCUGGUCAUCCGCAUCCGCAUCCCGGACGGCGGCGGCGCCGUGGACUGGACCGUGCACCCCGCGCCGCAGCUGCUCUUCCGGGACGUGCUGGACGUAAUCAGUCAGGUUCUUCCGGAUGCAACGACAACGGCUUUUGAAUAUGAAGAUGAGGAUGGCGAUCGGAUUACUGUUCGCAGCGAUGAAGAAAUGAAAGCUAUGUUGUCCUAUUAUUAUGCAACUGUAAUGGAGCAGCAGGGAAAUGGACAGCUGAUCGUACCCCUGCAGAUCUAUCCAAGAGCUUGCAAGCCUCCUGGGAAAAGGAACAUACAUGGCCUGAAGGUAAAUACGCGAGCAGGGUCUGCUAACAAUAGCAGUGCGGCCAUCCCAGACUCCCUUCCAAGCCAUAGUCUGAAGAAGUCCUCCGCUGAGCUGAAGAAAAUACUAGCAAAUGGCCAGGUGGAGAUGAAUGAACAAGACAUACGGUAUCGAGACAUCCUUGGGCACGGCAAUGGAGGAACCGUUUACAAAGCAAACCACGUCCCCAGUGGGAAAAUACUAGCCGUAAAGGUGAUUCCUUUAGAUAUUACACUAGAACUUCAGAAACAGAUUAUGUCUGAAUUAGAAAUCCUUUAUAAGUGCGAUUCAUCCUACAUCAUAGGAUUUUAUGGUGCUUUUUUUGUAGAAAAUCGGAUUUCCCUUUGUACUGAAUUUAUGGAUGGGGGCUCCUUAGAUGUCUACAGAAAAAUUCCAGAGCACGUCUUGGGAAGAAUAGCUGUAGCUGUUGUUAAAGGACUUACUUAUUUAUGGAGCUUAAAAAUUCUACAUAGAGAUGUGAAGCCCUCUAAUAUGUUGGUGAACACCAGAGGCCAGGUCAAGUUAUGUGACUUUGGAGUGAGCACCCAGCUGGUGAAUUCCAUAGCAAAGACCUACGUCGGGACGAAUGCAUAUAUGGCACCAGAACGAAUUUCCGGAGAACAGUACGGCAUUCAUUCUGAUGUUUGGAGUCUAGGAAUUUCCUUCAUGGAGCUUGCUCUCGGGAGGUUCCCCUAUCCUCAGAUUCAGAAAAACCAGGGAUCUUUAAUGCCUCUCCAGUUACUCCAGUGCAUUGUUGAUGAGGAAUCUCCUGUCCUUCCGGUUGGGGAGUUCUCGGAGCCGUUUGUACACUUCAUCACUCAAUGUAUGAGGAAGCAACCAAAAGAACGACCAGCCCCUGAAGAAUUAAUGGGCCACCUCUUUAUUGUGCAGUACAAUGACGGGAAUGCCGAAGUGGUCUCCAUGUGGGUGUGCCGGACCCUGGAGGAGAGGCGUUUGCAGCAACAGGGAUCGCAGUGAGAGGAAGAGAGAUGGGCUGCCUCCCACGAGAAAGCAGCCUCCCAAGAGCUUCAUGGCAAAUGCAUUUCAGAGUGGAGCCUGCCGGGAGAGAGACGGGGUCUUUUUCUUCAAGAAAUUCAGCAGGAGUCCUUUGCCCCCCCGGCUCUCACUGCCCCCUGCAUCCUUAAGACAACACGAACAUAUAUUUUAUAAACCGAAUGUAUAUAUGUUGGCCUCCAAGUAUUUUAUACGCUUUGGGGUCUUUGCUAGCUAAGCAUAAGGACAUGAGCAGAAAAUGGAGGUCCUGUGGACUCGGUCAGGUGCCUGCUUUGGAUUGGGAUUUGAAACUGAACGUUAGAUGAUGGACCGGUGAAAGAAAAUGGAUCAAGAUGAAAGAAUAAAAAAGUGUAAGCAGUAUCUGCCAAAGGGAGCGUGCUAGAUUUAUUUUUGGAACAGACAAGUGUGUGCUUGCACUAUCCCCUAUACUCACUUCUUAUGUAGGACGAGGUGGACACCAAGGACAUCAAGAGAUUUUAGCAGAAGAUGAACAGGAGGGAAAGUUGGGUUGGGCUUUCAUUUGCUGAUGAUGUUAUUACGUUGAGCAGUAGAGCAAUUCCUUGGGGUUGGUUUAAAGUUCAUUCUUAGGGGAAUUCUUGCCAGAACUGCAGAAGAGGUGCUGCUGGCCAUGGUUGAUCGCAAAGUUGGACCCUUUGAUUGGAAGCUUCUUUUGUUCCUAUUCAGCAAGCCUAAGAUAUACUUAUGUCACUGAUCUCUCUCUCUCUUUCUCUUUCUUUCUUUCUUUCUUUCUUUCUUUCUUUCUUUCUUUCUUUCUUUCUCUCUCUCUCUCUCUCUCUCUCUCUCUCUCUCUCUCUCUCUCUCUCUCCACAAAUGUUGCCUGAGGCUGAUGUGACUUAUCAUUCAUUUGUUCAAUUAAAUGUGUAUGCUUGUUCAACCAACACCAAUGAAAGCUGCAAUAGCUAGGUUUUUAGAACACCAGGCUAAAUUGAGCCUGGGCAGUUGGUGACUUAAGAUGGUCUGGGAAGCCAUACUGUCAAAAGUGGCCUACUGACUUAGCAGGUUGUCUGAACCGUGUCAUCCUAUUAAGCUGCAAUGUUUUUAUUUGUUUAUUUAUUUGUCACACCAAUAUAUCUUCUGCCGAUUUACCAGACUCUAGGUGGUGUACCUGGAUAAUGCAAUUUAUCUGUUUGUGUAUAACGUUAUGGGGGAUAGCGAUUGUGUCUUACCUAGUUCAGGGUUUAGUAUCUUAGGCGAAGCUACUGCAACUGAUCCAGAUGAAGUCUAUCCAUUAACCUCACCAAACGGAGUCAUGUGUCAAAUGGAGACCAACUCAAAGAAGCGAGGCUGGGAGUUGUGCAGCCCUCUGAUGUUUUAACCUUCAGUAGCUACUCUGCAAGAAGGACCAAAAACAGGAAGAAGGAAAUUGUGCUGUAAUCCAGUCCACCAACAACCAACAACCUCUGGACUCAGUGUAAAAGGAGUCCAGCCUUUGAUAGCAAAAAAGGUUCUCUGCACUCUAAAACGUGGACCUAUUGCCCUCUUCAACUUUUGCCCCCAUCUAAAUAAUUAUGACAUUAAAAGACUAUGUUGAAAGUUUAAGAA
This is a messenger RNA of Pantherophis guttatus, 3008 nucleotides long. It is a transcript of the gene MAP2K5, whose product is annotated as mitogen-activated protein kinase kinase 5. Gene Ontology annotation, biological process: protein phosphorylation; MAPK cascade. The record is from RefSeq and is a predicted model, not a curated record. Gene Ontology annotation, molecular function: MAP kinase kinase activity; ATP binding; protein binding. Lineage: Eukaryota; Metazoa; Chordata; Lepidosauria; Squamata; Colubridae.